CAUUCAUUUCUUUGACAUUUUAAAAAUAGUAACAUUUAUUUUGAAUUGUUUGUUUCUAGCUUUUUCGAAAUCUAUUCGAAAAAUUAUUUAAUCGUGUUAUCGGAAUAAAAUGACUACUUGGUAUUAUUGGUCCAAAGCUCAAAAGGCCAAACGCAGUAGUAAUAACAACAUCCACGACUAUUAUACAGAACUACCAGAGGCGUUAAUAAAAACAAAAGACGAUAUCGAUUCAAAAUGCAGAGUUUGCUUGCAGAAGGGCACGUUUGCGAUAUUUGAAAGUGAAGAUGAAAACUCUGAGGAAGUUGUCGAAGCCUUGCAGACAUUUGGAGACAUUUUUGUUAGUAACCAAGACGAAUACCCGAAAUUGCUUUGCAAGACAUGUUACAAUUUCAUAAAGACAGCUAAACUGUUCAGAAAGACAGCUAAAAAGGCCGAAGAAAUCCUCAGACAGCCUCUCAAAGAAGAAACUUACCUUGAUCCAGGAGAUUCACAUCACAGCUUCAGUGACAAUGAAUUAAGUGAAAUAAAACCAUCAGAAUUCAAAUGGCCAGAAAACAAUGAGGUCGUAGAAGAAAAAGUAGAGACCAUAAAGAAAGAAAAAGCAGAAAAAAAUAAGAAUCCCCCUAAAAUCACUUGUAAUAUUUGCAAUAAAAUAAUCAACAAAUCUUAUUACAGAGAGCACAUGACCUUACAUGAUUCCGAUCAAAAGAAAUUUGUGUGUGACAUUUGUGGAAAGUCGUUCAGACUUCGAUGUGCCUACCGCAACCAUAGUAUCCGGCAUAGAAAUGAUUUUCCUCACAAAUGCUCUUUUUGUCCAUACAGAGGACGGUAUGCUGAACUCCUCAAGACUCAUAUGAGAACUCAUACAGGGGACUAUCGGUAUAUGUGUACAGAAUGCCCAGCGCGAUUCCUAUUCAAAAGCAAUUUAAACAGCCACAUGUUUAAGCACAAAGAACCCCAACAUAAAUGUGAUACAUGUAAACGAGCUUUCCACACUACACUAGCGUUGCAGAGACAUUUUGAAGCAGACCAUUUAGGAAUUAAAAAUCAUGUGUGUAACAUAUGUGGCAAAGCAUUUGGAUAUAGAAAUGCAAUGAUGAAACAUCAACGAAGAGUACACAAAAGGGAAAAGCAACUAUUUGGCCGCAUGCCAUCAUAUUUGGUGGCAGAGAAGAAAAAACAGGAUGCUAAUAUGCUAUAAAUAUCUCUCAAAUGUUUAGGAAAUUACUCAAUUUACCCUUGGUAGUGUUUUAAAAUAAAUUAUGAUGAAAAGAAGCAACUUUAAUGUUUUUACAUAAAACUCACGACUUCCCUCCCAAAUACCUAUGCUAAAGAAAGUGUUCCUCAAUAUUGAUUAACUCAGUCUAUUUCAGCAUACAGCCAUAUUUUACAAAAAAAAUAUAUACUAA
Messenger RNA from Ostrinia furnacalis (Asian corn borer), 1409 nucleotides. RefSeq names its product zinc finger protein 334-like. Lineage: Eukaryota; Metazoa; Arthropoda; Insecta; Lepidoptera; Crambidae. Gene Ontology annotation, cellular component: nucleus. Bases 110 to 1201 code for a protein of 363 amino acids. The transcript has a single exon. The record is from RefSeq and is a predicted model, not a curated record. Gene Ontology annotation, biological process: regulation of transcription by RNA polymerase II. Gene Ontology annotation, molecular function: zinc ion binding; DNA-binding transcription factor activity, RNA polymerase II-specific.